Molecule: messenger RNA, 1270 nt
Organism: Quercus robur (English oak)
Lineage: Eukaryota; Viridiplantae; Streptophyta; Magnoliopsida; Fagales; Fagaceae
Product: F-box protein PP2-B15-like
Exons: 3
Coding region: 111-962 (283 amino acids)
Molecular function (GO): protein binding
Source: RefSeq, a predicted model, not a curated record
CAUAAGUUCAAUUAAGAGCAAGAAACCUGAGAAAAGGACUUUGCUUUUGAUUAUCAGCUUUCGCCGGGUGUUGCAUAUAUAUAUCUUUGCUAGUACCUUCUAAGAUUGUUAUGUCAAACUCAAUGGGAGGAUUUAUUGACAUGUUGCCAAGAGAUUGUGUAUCCAAAAUUCUUUCUUUCACCUCUCCUGCAGACACAUUCAGAUCUUCAAUGGUGUCAUCCAUGUUUCAUUCUGCGGCGGAGUCUGAUGUUGUUUGGGAGAUGUUCUUGCCAACUGAUUAUAUGGAUGUUGUGUCAAGGCUGAUCACUCCUUUGACAUUUACUACGAAGAAGGAGCUUUUUGUCUGUCUGUGCAAUCCUGUUCUCAUAGAUGUUGGUAGAAAGAGCUUAAAGUUAGAGAAAUCAUCUGGCAAAAUAUCAUAUAUGUUGUCAGCAAGAGAACUUUCUAUAACAUGGAGCAAUGAUCCAAUGCAAUGGAGUUGGAAAUCAAUACCUCAAUCAAGGUUCUCAGAAGUGGCUGAGCUUAGAACAACUUGUUGGUUAGAAAUUCAUGGCAAAAUUAGAACUCAAAUUUUAUCACCAAACACAAGAUAUGGUGCUUAUCUUAUAAUGAAAAUUUCUAAUCGUGCAUAUGGGCUCGAUUCAAUACCGUCUGAAGUGUCAGUUGAGGUGGGCAAUGAAGUAUGUCAUGACAUGACUUAUCUACGUCAUGAAGAUAGAAAGAAGCAACAAAUGGAGUGCAUGUUUUAUAGGAACCGUACAGAAGUGUUGAGUAAGAGAGUGAUAGAGGGCACUGAAGGAAUUUCAAAUGAAAGAAAAGAUGGAUGGAUGGAAAUUGAGCUGGGAGAAUUUUUUAGUGGUGAAGCUAACGAAGAAGUGAAGAUGAGUUUGAUGGAGGUUAAGGGUUAUCAAUUAAAAGGAGGAAUCAUAAUUGAAGGAAUUGAAGUAAGGCCUAUACAUUAAUGAAGGAAUGUUUGCGUUAAACUGAGGGACAAAAAGGCAAAAAGAGUACAACAAAGAUGAUACUAAACAAAAGAAAAAGAUAAAGGUGUUUGCUUUUCCCAGUUUAUGUGUGUAUACUAGAUUUGAUUGAUUCUUUCAUUUGUUUUACGUUUUAAAGUGCAAAUGUAUAAGGUGAAGGAAGAUAGUUGAAAAUAAAGGAUUUUAAUUGUAGAGAAUACAUAGUACAAGCCACACUGUAUAAGAUCUCUUACUAAUUAAAUUUCUACGGACUCCAUUUUCUCGUGGUCCAUUUCCCUUAAAAGGGGUAA